Branchiostoma belcheri (Belcher's lancelet) is the source of this 1997-nucleotide messenger RNA. Its product is annotated as kelch-like protein 21. The coding region runs from base 40 to 1947 and encodes 635 amino acids. NCBI's taxonomy places the organism in Eukaryota, Metazoa, Chordata, Leptocardii, Amphioxiformes, Branchiostomatidae. Gene Ontology annotation, molecular function: protein binding. The record is from RefSeq and is a predicted model, not a curated record. The transcript has 5 exons.
CAGCUCAGCACAACAACGCUUAGGGCUCGUUAGGCUACCAUGGGUGACACAGAGAGCACGAUGAUGUCUGAGGACCAGGCUACGGCCAACUACGUGGAGAGGUCAAUGGCGGUCGUGGAAAAACCGCGGGAAAAGUUCACGUACAAUGUCAAAGGUCACCUGCAGUUGGACGAUACCGGCCAUCCCAUCAGAAUAUUAAAUGGUUUACGAAGAUUCCGGGAAGAAGGAAAGUUCACGGACAGUAUCCGGUCUCUCCUGGAAUUCGCCCUGGCAGAGGCCGAAGAAGACCUGCCCAUGUACGACGAGGACGACGACGACGUCACCUUGCGUGCGCUCAACAAAUGUCGCCUGAACAGAAAAUUCGUGGACCUCGCCAUCCUGACACAGAACAGGAUGUUUGCGUUUCCAUGCCAUCGCGCCGUCCUGGCCUCGUCCAGUCCCUACUUCCACUGCCUAUUGGACGGAGGCUACCAGGAAACGGACCAAUCAGAGAUCGUCAUAGGUGACCUGUCGUCAGGUGUACUGAUGAAGAUGAUUGAGUAUGCAUACACAGGUAAACUCGUGGUGAACAGGUACAACGCCCAGACGAUGUUUGAAGCCGGUUUGAUCCUGCAGUACCCGACCGUCCAAGAAGCCUGUUGCGAGUUCAUGUCCAACCAGCUGGAACCAGAAAACGCUGUCGGGAUUCUGCAGUUUGCGAUGAAGUUCGUGUGCGAAGACCUGAGGACGAAAGCUUUCGACUACAUCGUUGAAAACCUGUACUUCGUCUCUCAGAGUAAAGAGUUCGGGUUUUUGAGCAGGGAGACCAUUUUAGACUUGAUCAGAAGUGACAAACAAUUCUUUUCACCGGAGUGUCUGUACGAAGCGGCCAUAACGUGGAUCAAGUUUGGAACGGAAAGCAGAAAGAAAUUCUUAAAGGACUUUUUAGAGAGCAUUAAUCUUUCGCAUAUUAAGAGAGGAUUCUUCGAGACGGUGGUAGAAAAGGAUCCGAUCGUCUCCAAGUCUCCAUCCGAAUGUUAUCAAAUAAUAUACGACGCAAAACAAAGUAUGGAGAAACGGGAAGACAGUAGGACUUGCAGAGAAGCUAUUGUGAUUUUCGGGGGUUCCAACAAUGGGGUGUUCGUUCCGGAGGUUGACUUGUACGAUCCGCGGCUGAGUUCUUGGGACGGGCUGCCCAGUCUUCCUAAACGCGCGGAGGGAGUUCGCCACGCCCUGGCAGAGCUGAACAACGAUCUGUACGUUGUGGUGACUGGUGUGGACACCCCUGCGGAACUGUGGCGCUUCACGAUCCACGCGAACGCUUGGAAGCGCCUCCCGAACCCCAGCAUUCACGGCGACGGCUGCGCCGGGGUGUGUUCCACCGACGGCUGCUUGUACCUCAUCGGGGACAGCACGACAGUCGAUGACGUCAAAAACGGAGAACGGUACAACCCUGACACAAACCGCUGGGAUCUAGUCCCACCCGCCGCCAAGACCCUCCGUAAAUCCAGCGUCGUGGUGUGCAAGGGUAAGAUCUACGUCUUUGGUUACCAUGGCGAUGACAGUGACGUCAUAGAGGUUCAGACGUUCGACCCGAUGAUUGGACAGUGGGAAGUGGUGAACGUUACGGAACACGUGGGGAGGAACAGGCAGUUCCAGGCCGCGGCAAUGGACGGCCUCAUUUACCUGAGCUCCAUGGCGACCAAGCAGAAGGACGUGUACGACCCGGAGUGGGACAUGUGGACCACGCUACCCAGGGGCGACGGCGAACACAUUCAGGGUGCGAUCGUCAUGCUGGACGGGUGUCUGUACGAGAUGGGGGGUCGGGACGGGAUCGGCGUGAAGUACGUCAACCCGACCAUCGAGCGGUUCGACCCCAGCCGGACCACCUGGACUCAGAUCGGGUUAAUGAAGAACCCCCGCAUCCACCCGCUCUGCGUCACCAUCAAGAUGCCCAGCGGCAAGUAGGCACAGUAGACACCACAAUUGCGUUGGGUAGUAGAGGCCUCAAAAUGGGA